AUUUAAAACGGCCGUUUGUUGGUUUUUACGAUGCCUAUCUUUGAGUCUCUCAUGAUUUACGAAAUGUAGCUUUGUGUAUGAGAUCAUACGGAUCUUCAAUCGGAGUAUAGAGAAUCGUGGGUUAAGGUAUAUUAAGAAGCUAUUAAUACCACAGAUUCGUCCCGAUCGGAGAUCCCAGGUGGACCAACAGCCCGCUUCAGCUGUCAAAAACCGUUAAAGAAGUGAGGGGCCGAUCAGAGUUAACUGCAAACUGCUGACUGUGCGUAAUCAUGGCGGAAUACCAUGUUAACUUCAAGGAAAGUGAUGAGACAGAUCGUAGCAAGAGACUCAACGCGAAUCUGAUCGAGAGGCGUAGGAUGCAGAACAUCAACAGCGGGUUUGCAACACUCAAGAAACUUCUGCCUCCGUCGGAGAGAAAGCAGACUAAAGCGGCCAUCCUACAGCAGGCCUCCCAGCACAUCGUGCGUCUUCAGCGAGCCAUCCUUCAGGUCAAGAACGAAAACGAGUUAUUACGUCAUCGAUUAGCCACCAGCCCUGGACCACAGGGAUCCCACUACAGUCUAAAUACCGGACGCCGAGUGUUCCACCAGGAUGCGCCAGCGGCAUCAGCCAAAACCACAUGCGCACCCCAGGCAGACAUGAGGUACAGCGUUGAAUUAUCACCGCCUACUGAAACCAACGCAUGCGGUCACGUGGAUCAAGCAUGUAGGAGUUUCCAUGGUAACCUUCCACUUCCGGUACUAGCGCCGAGAGAGCUGACUAAUCCACAGAGCAAGCCACAUGCACAGCACAUGCACGCGGAAACGAGUUUUGUAGGCGCUGAGGCAAGCUUAUCACUUGCUGGCGCAGAGAUGCCCUAUGAGCAUGCGCAUCAAGGAGGGCUGCUGACCCCUCCAUUUACACCACCGCCACACCACCAGCCGCGAGGGACUGGGAUGAUUAAGAGCCAGUCGUACACGUAUGGGCUCAGCAUGCCUCACUCUGAGAACCCGGAUGUAAGGAGAAGUCCUUAUAAGAAAGCCGCGGUCACUCUCUUCAACUCGCCAUGUCAAUUUGAGCCCGAUAUGAGCAGAAUGUGGUCAGCGUCUAAUGACAGAAAGGCAUGCCCAAAGGGAGUCAAGAAUAAGCUGUUUGCAAGGCUUGAGUCUGAAACGCAUGCAAGAGAAGGAAUACAAUGUUCUGAUGGCAACUUGGACUGCCUGCUGACGGCCAUAAGUAUUGUUGAAGAGACAUAAGACUACCCUGUUGCAUCUAGAAUGGCACCUUAAUGCGCCAAUCAUGUUACAAGUCAGUAACAUAAGCUCAAACUUAUGCCACAUCCAUUAUAAAAAUAUAUUCAUAACUAACUAGUGCCGGUGAUCUGUUGGGGGUUUCUUUGCAAACGCGCCCUUCUAAUACAGAUCCGGCGAAGUCUAGCUUCUCCGUUUUUUUCCGGGGAAAACUCAACCGGUUUUGGGAUUUUUUUCCCAUUACUGGGUCUGUUACAAAGAGCUGUGUAAACCACUAGUCAAGCAGUAUUUUUGCAUUUUUUGCCAAUUUGUAUUACACUUAUAUAUGUUCUAUCGUUCGUAUUCACUUAGUUAAUUAUAGCAAGAUAAAUUCAUUGCUUAUUCAAUGUUAAAUAUCACCCACGCUGGUCGUGCAUUAAACAAUUUUUUUUAUUUCAUAUUGGUAAAUUGUGCAUAGAAAAUUCGACUGUGUUAUAUUGUGUUACAUUGAAAAUAUUAUUUUAUGACAAAUGUAAAAUAUGUAAAAAUAAAUAAUUGAUAUGAACAAAAGCGUUAUCUAGAAUAUAGCAGAUAUCUUUG
Nematostella vectensis (starlet sea anemone) is the source of this 1808-nucleotide messenger RNA. RefSeq lists its product as uncharacterized. The record is from RefSeq and is a predicted model, not a curated record. Bases 270 to 1235 code for a protein of 321 amino acids. Gene Ontology annotation, molecular function: DNA-binding transcription factor activity, RNA polymerase II-specific; RNA polymerase II cis-regulatory region sequence-specific DNA binding; protein dimerization activity. Gene Ontology annotation, cellular component: nucleus. Lineage: Eukaryota; Metazoa; Cnidaria; Anthozoa; Actiniaria; Edwardsiidae. Gene Ontology annotation, biological process: regulation of transcription by RNA polymerase II. The transcript has 4 exons.